AUGCAGGCCAAAGGCGCUGGUCGUGGCACAGCUCCACCGACGACAGCAUUCCCGGCAACCGUGGCGACGAGCCCCACCCCGCCGCCCGCACCGACUACACGAUCCAAGGCUACCUCUUCGCAGUGCGGUGAAAAGCAGGUACCUGCUACAAAGACGCAGCCAGCCAAGCCCAACAUGCCCAUCAAGGUGCCGUCGCACGUUCCUGGUUGCAACGCUCCGCCGGCCUUGGUGGCUGUGUUCACCUGCCUGGACACGAUGGCGCCCGACCCGGAGCCACCGCCUCCGAACCAGCUUCAGUAUCGACCUCGACAUCCGCAAUCCCUGCAGGCCCAGGCCCAGGACUUCUUCGACAUGCAUGUCCCUGACUACGUCAAUGCUCCACCUCAGACCGUGCCUCCGCUACCGCCCGCCCGUGCCCGACAGCUCUGGAAAAGGACGCUAAGGCGGUCGAGAUCUCCGGACGACGCCCCCGCUCUGACCGCAGCCCUCCCACCGGCCGAUGACCCAAGGCCAGAGCCCAAUGGAUGCUGCCUCGACAGCCGCCAUGUGGCUGUCCCAGACCCGCUGGUCAGAUGCAACUGGAUGGCGGCCGGCACCGCCUCCGAGCUUUCCUCCGCCUCACUCAGGCGGGCCACCCAGACCCGUGCGAGAGGGACCACGCAGCAGUCUGUUUUGGACGCUGCUCUCAUUCGCACGGUCCUCCUUGUGCUGUCGGGAUACAAGAAGGUCGGGACCUCUGCCGUGGCACUGGCGGCGGCUGACCCAGUGAAUGCUGAGCACGCCGUCCGGGACGUUCGGGACAACGUCUACGCACGGUCGGCUCGUGCACUGCUGGAUGCUCGCUGGACCACUUGGCGGCUUGGCAACGUCAGCGACACAGUGAGUCGCGGAGACCUUCGCCACGUUCGCGCCGAAGGUUGGGCUCUUGUUCAGAGGGACUGGGGCGCCCUCUUCCCGGAGCUCCUUGCUGCUGCCAGCUUGACCCUUCCGAUUCAGCGAGGUCUGGAUGUUGGUGCUGGUGCCGGCGGCGUGUCGGAGCCACUUCGCGACGUUUGCAGGUCCUUGAUCGCAGUGGAAACGUCCAGGGCCAUGGAACCGCGGGCGCGAGACAUGGUGUGA
Symbiodinium necroappetens is the source of this 1119-nucleotide messenger RNA. The record is from the annotation of a GenBank genome assembly. NCBI's taxonomy places the organism in Eukaryota, Dinophyceae, Suessiales, Symbiodiniaceae.